Talaromyces amestolkiae is the source of this 1239-nucleotide messenger RNA. RefSeq lists its product as uncharacterized. NCBI's taxonomy places the organism in Eukaryota, Fungi, Ascomycota, Eurotiomycetes, Eurotiales, Trichocomaceae. Bases 1 to 1239 code for a protein of 412 amino acids. The transcript is spliced from 2 exons. The record is from RefSeq and is a predicted model, not a curated record.
AUGAUUCGUUUGCGGAAUUCGUCAAAGGUUGCGCAACUCUACAAGCGGUCGAUGAGCUCAUUCGUCUUGCGGCGAAAGGAGCGCGGAUGGAACAAGAAGGAUACGUCAAAUGACGAGGCCUGCCAGUCGGUUCUUGCUCAGAUCCUGAAAGCAAAGAAGCCUCGGGUUGUCCUGUGUUGUCACACGUCUUAUUCAUAUGAGAAUGAAGUGCUGAAGUGCUUGGAAGUCAAAGUGAAAAAUUAUGGACUUCGCCGGAAGAAGGUCGUUUUCGCGGAGGGCCAUGAGACUGAUCUACUACAAUCUUUCCAUCCGGCAUGUGCCGUGGAAAACACAGAAUGUAGACCGGAGUUUCGAGCGUUGUUGAUACAUCACUUUGUCGCUGCGUUCUCUGUUUUGAGCGAUAAAUUCACGUUUCCGGAUUCCGUCGAGGAGAUCAGAAAGCUGUGCCUCCGGACGGGUAAUCGACUUAAAGAAUUGAUACCGAAACUUGAAGAUGCGGAAGCUGCUAAUUUCAUAUCUGUAGCACUGCAAGGGAAGUAUGAGGAUGCACAGAUCGAGCCCAAAUAUCCUGGCUUCGCCUAUGACACAGAGGGCGAAAUGGAAGUCUUUGACAAGAUGUACGCCCGCUUCCAACGACUCAUCGGAUCAGGGACAAAUACUUUUGGGACGCUUGGGAUCGCUAUCACUAUUACAUUCUACUGGAAGAAACACUUCAAGAAAGAUCCGAUGAAGGAACAGUUGAGACACUGGCUACUGAUUCGUGGAAGCGAACAAGAAGACUGGUUUCCCAGUCCAGGUCACUGCGAGACUCACAACACCCACGACCCACUGAAAGUGGAUGAAAUCACUUCGUUAGAAUAUUCACUAUCCAAGAUGAGCUUUGCACCGCCAAGUGACUCGACAUUACAGGAAAUGAGGAGUAUCAAUGAUGAGAUAACUCAUUUGGCUUCAGCGUUUUUAGCCCUAAUUCGUUUAGAAUUAGUAGCUAGUACGAUGCCAGAUAAUCUUAAAAAUCUUGUGUACAGACAGAAGUGUCUUAUUGAAGGAUAUAUCAAGCAGUCACCUGUGGCGAAUAUCAGCAACACAUUAAGGAUUUGGCGUCUCAUGCAACGUUGUGAGUUCCUGGCUGAUAUGGUCGCGAAUUCAAUCGCAGACUCGAAGGAGUGCGAGCGUGUCUUGGAAGAUUUAUUGGCGAGUGUCAAACAGUUGACCCCAAUCCUUCAGUCUUUAUCUGUAUGA